This is a messenger RNA of Syngnathus typhle (broad-nosed pipefish), 644 nucleotides long. RefSeq names its product cellular retinoic acid binding protein 1a (gene crabp1a). Gene Ontology annotation, biological process: fatty acid transport. The coding region runs from base 89 to 502 and encodes 137 amino acids. Gene Ontology annotation, molecular function: fatty acid binding. The record is from RefSeq and is a predicted model, not a curated record. Gene Ontology annotation, cellular component: cytosol; nucleus. Lineage: Eukaryota; Metazoa; Chordata; Actinopteri; Syngnathiformes; Syngnathidae. The transcript has 4 exons.
AGGAGAGAGAGAGAGCGAGAGAGCAAGGGGAAGGCAGUAUGAAUGGAAGAGGUUCUCCCUGGCAUUCACUGCGCCUCAGUCAGCAGACAUGGCCAACUUCGCCGGCACCUGGAAGAUGAAGAGGAGCGAGAAUUUCGACGAACUUCUCAAAGCUUUGGGCGUGAACGCCAUGCUGAGGAAGGUGGCGGUGGCGGCCGCUUCCAACCCCCACGUGGAGAUCCGGCAGGACGGCGAGAAGUUCUACAUUAAGACCUCCACCACCGUGCGCACCACCGAGAUCAACUUCCACAUCGGCGAGGAGUUUAACGAGGAGACGGUGGACGGAAGGAAGUGCAAGAGUCUUGCCACCUGGGAGUCGGAUACUAAGAUCAGCUGUCAGCAGACUCUGGUGGACAGGGACGGACCAAAAACUUUCUGGACCCGAGAACUCAACGGGGAUGAGCUAACACUGGUUUUCGGGGCCGAUGACGUGUUGUGCACUCGCGUUUACGUGCGGGAAUGAAGCGCCGGAAUGCGGCAGAAGACUCACACGGGACCACAGUUUAAAUUCUAACAUGCUGAGUUGCAGUCCUCCACACAAGUAGCAACGCUCUCGCUCUCUUUCUUAACAACCACAAGAAACAAUAAAAUCUGGAUGGAAAAUA